Molecule: messenger RNA, 1266 nt
Organism: Monoraphidium neglectum
Lineage: Eukaryota; Viridiplantae; Chlorophyta; Chlorophyceae; Sphaeropleales; Selenastraceae
Exons: 5
Coding region: 1-1266 (421 amino acids)
Source: RefSeq, a predicted model, not a curated record
AUGCUGCGCGCUCCGCCGGCCACGUCGAGAUCGUCGCUGUUUCAAAGGCGCCGUGCUGUGGCUUGCAGCUGCCAAAGCGACAAGUCUCUGUUUGUAUUUGGGCUUGGCUACACCACCCUGGGUCUGGUCCGGCAGGCAGAAGCCCAGCAGCAAUGGUUCCGAGUGGUGUCCACCAGCCGCAGGCCCGACAGGCUGCUGGCGUUCGAGACUCAGGCGCACUCCAUCGUGCGGUUUGACCCUGCUGCUGACGGCGGCACUCUUGGGCCCGAGGCGAUGGAUGCGCUGAUGUCAGCCACCCACGUGGUGACCUCCGUACCGCCCGCCGGGUUACCCCUGUACGACCCCGUGACCCGCUCGCAGCUGAGGCUGCUACGGCGGCGCGCCGAGGCGGCGGCGGCUGGCGACGCGCCGUGGCUGCAGUGGCUGGGUGUGUUGAGCAGCACAAGUGUUUACGGCGACCACGGUGGCGAUUGGGUUGACGAGAGCUCUCCGACGCGACCGAGCAGCCGGGGGCUCGUGCGGCUGGAGCACGAGCGCGCAUGGGAGGCGCUGGCCGCGGCGGAGGGGCUGCCGCUCAACAUCUUCCGCCUUGGUGGCAUAUACGGCCCGGGCCGCAGCGUGCUGGACUCUGUGGCGCGCGACGCGGCUGACCUCAGCGGCGCUCAGAAGCGGCGCGGGCGGCAGCGCUACGUGUCGCGGUGCCACGUCGGGGACAUCGCGUCCGUGCUGCUCGCGAGCAUGGAUGCGGCGGGCGGCGGCGUCACCGCCGGCAGCGGCAGGGAUGAUGAUGAACGCAGCAGCAGCGGCGGCGGCGGCGGCCACGGCGGCGGCAGGAGCAGUGGUAGCAGCAGCAAAGGGCUGGUGUCAGGCGCAGGCGGCAGCACUGGAGGCAGCUGGGCCGCUCAGAUAUUCAACAUCGCCGAUGACGAGCCGGCCGGGCGGGACGAGGUCGAGGCGUACGCGCGGCAGCUGCUCAGCCUCCCGCCGGCCCCGGCGCCUGAGAUGCCGCUCGAAAGCGGCGCGCGGAAGCUCCAGCAGGCCGGCACAGACGACGGCGGAGGCGGAGGCGGAGGUGGCGGCGGCGGCGGCGGCGGCGGCGGCGGCGGCGUGGGGCUAGAGGAGAAGCGCGUGUUGAAUGAGAAGGUCAAGGCGGUGCUGGGGGUGCGGCUGCGGUACCCCACAUACAUGGAGGGCCUCGCCGCCAUCGCAGCCGGUGACGCCUUCCCGUUCCGCGAUCUCGCGGACGUGCGCGCCCUCAAGGGCUAA